AUGAACAAAGAACUUAGCAAUAAGCUAUUCAGACUGGAACCAGUUCAAUAUGGUGACAUUCCCAACUUUGAUAAUCAAAGAAAACGGUCUUCUGAUGUUCUUUUUGAGGAAUGUAUGGAUUACGGAGAUAAAGAUGAGUAUAAACACCGUCAAAACAUCAUGGACAAGUUCUUUGAUGAUGAACACAUUGACAGGCAAGUAAGUUCUAGAUCUAGCAACUGGACUAAAAAUAAUACUGAGAUUCCCACAGGGACUACCCCAUCUAGAAACAAUAACAACUCAACAGUCAACUGGCUGGAGAAGGAGAAAUUCUCUAUAGAUAUUUACUACUUAUUUGUACAUGAUGUAUAUCAAAAAUAUCUAUCUCAUUUUGAGUGUUGUCCAGAUUGCAAAGAAAAAGGAAUUGAAAAACCCAGAAAGAGGAAAGACACCUUUACGGCAUAA
Molecule: messenger RNA, 444 nt
Organism: Psilocybe cubensis
Lineage: Eukaryota; Fungi; Basidiomycota; Agaricomycetes; Agaricales; Agrocybaceae
Exons: 2
Coding region: 1-444 (147 amino acids)
Source: RefSeq, a predicted model, not a curated record